GUUCUUAUACGACCCAUUAAAAGAUCAAAUAUCUAGUUGAUGUUGUUGAAUAACAUAUCGGAAUGGAAAAAUUACAUUUCAUUUCAGUAUUGAAAAAGAUUAUGGCAAUGGCGGGGAGUAAAAAAGCUUCGUCAAAAUUAAUAUCUGUCGACUCCAACGAAGGAUUGAUACCUGUAAAUGAGAAAAGAAUCACAACCGAGGCAGAUAAAGCCUCCCUGGAAAACAUCAAUACAAUGUCGGAUUCCAAUUACGACUCUUCCUGUCUUUCAUUUUCUGCUGCGGAUUCGAGAAAUAUUCCAGUUGAAAAAUCUCGCCCAUGUUCUGGGUCAUCCAUAUUAAAGCGGUCCUCCAGACCUUCGUCUGGUCACUCGGUUAAGUUUGUGGAAAGUGAAACAAUCAUCCCGAUUCAGACCAACUCAAAUACUUCACCAUCUGCGAAAAGCUCUGAAUUCAAAAAGACAACAUUAGAGACUAUCACACAACAAGAACCAUUAACGUUACCAAACGAAUCAAUGAACGACACAGUACACAAAAACGAUAGUUUGCUUAUAAUUGACACACAAGACCCGCAAUCAAAAUUUUAUAUUAAAGGAGAAAAACAGUUAAUGUCUUCAAAAAUCACUCAAUUACCCGAAAAAAUUCAUGACGUCGAUGUCAAACAAGAUGAAGAUACAGAAGCUUUAGAUAGCAAACUAAAUAGCACUCCAGUUCAUUCCACAGAAAAUUGCAAAAUCCAACUCCCAAGUGGAGAAAACAGAGGCACUAAAAACAGUACUUUGUUUGGACAUCACGAGAACUUUGUAAAGUCAGACAACUCAACCGAGACAAAACUGGCAGAGGAAGAAAUUCAAGAUGAUUUCAACAAAAUCAAGAGAUGCCAAGAAGACGGUAACAAUUUGCCGAGUUCAUCAAAUCAAGCAACAUACUCCGAUUCAAAAACUAUCAGGGACGUUCCUUACCGCCGCAAAAGGACAGUUUUUAACGCUGAACACUCGCCAUCCGAUGGUGAUAUAGCACGAGAAGGCUUCUAUAAAGCAACCGAAAAUGAAAUUGAGAGAAGGCAUAUCAGGCACAACUCAUUGAAGCAAAAGAUGCUCUAUGAAAAUGAAUCAGAAGAGAAUGUUACAAAUGUUGAUUUUCACGAUAACGAGAAGAUAGAACAUGAAAUCAAUCAGAUAAAAACAAACUCCCAGAAGAUACCCACUCAAAGAAAGAAAAGAUUAUACGAAUUGUUUGAAGAGCUUAAAAGAGUUCGUGAUGCAAUUGCCCAUAUGUAUUCUCUUGAGGAAUCAGAAAAAGAUCUUGAUAUUGAAGAAAAGAAUGACGAGGACACAAAUUGUUCAAGUGUACAAGAUGACGAUAACAAUGAAAUAAAAGAUCCAGAGAUGGAAGAGACCACCUGUAUUGAAGAUAAGAUUGCAGCUGACGUUGUUGAUUUAAACGCAGGAAACUUGUGCAGUGAGGAGGUUGACACUAUUGAAUACAAUAAAAAUGAUAAAAAUGAAAGGGAAGAGACUACAGCUGUUGCAGAAAAGUUUCAACUUGAAAAUGUUGAUACAAGUGCUGGGGACGUAUGCGGUGAAGAUAUCAACAAUGUUGAAUGCAGUAAAAAUGAAGAUUUAGUCGUUUCAGCUAAAUUAUCUGAAUCAACUGAUGCCAAUACACACAUUCUGCUUGAUCCAUCUGUAGUGAAAAACAAUGAUUUGAUAGAAAGUGAAAGCACAAACAGAAUAACAAAAGAACGAGAACAAAAAACACCUGAAAGUAGAAAUGAACCUAAUCUAAUCAUUCAUAAAAAUGAAAAUAGCGAGAGUUCUUCAGAAGCGGAUUGUAAAAUUGAAAAUAACGAUAUGUCUGUUAACAAAGCUGGAAAUCUUGAUCUUGAUAUUGAUCAAGAAACCACUAUGAUAGACCCAACAAUGUGCAAUAAAAGCAAGUCGAUGGAAAAUAAAGAGGAUGAACAAUACAGAAUGCCUAUUUUGUGUGAAAAGAUGCACCAGAAGAAACGAAAUGGGUCACUACCAUUGGGAGCAAUAUCAACAAGUGGAGCUGACAGUGACGUUUCAAACACAAGAAAUACCAAUGAAAACAUUGAAGAUCCCGAAAAGGGUAAUGCAUGCUCAUAUUCCAAUUUGUCUCCCAAAGAGGAGACGAAAAAUAAUUGUGAAACCAAGGAGAAAUCUGAUUUUCAUGAAGAUUGCUUGGACAAACGAAUACCUAAUUCAAAUAAGACAUCUCAUAUCAAUGCGAGGGAUAAUGACAAGACGCUAUCAUUAGCACUGGUUGAUGAAAAUGACCUUGAUAGGGAGAUUGAUAUCGACUUCAUACUAUCAGAAAGUACGAAAGAAGGAACCAUUUCCAAAAGUUUGAAAGAAAACGAAGCUAUGAAAGACAGGUUUUGUGAUUCAGCAUUAUUGAUGUCUCCUACAAAAGAAAGGGAUGAUGAUUUUUUGGAUUGUGAUGAAGAUCUAUCUGAUAACGACGAUAGUUUACCAGAUACACCAAAAGUUAUGUAUGGAAAACAGCAUAAGGAAGCAGCGAAUGUUGCAAACAAAAUCAUAAAGGACAUCUUGUGUGGUAUCAGUGAUAUGCAAGAGAGUAGACAAUUUAGAAAGGAAUUUAAAUCUAUAGCAGCGGAACAGGAAGAAAUGUCAUGUAUAGUGUUCUGCGACCCAGACGACUCGUACAAUGUUAAUGUAAUAAGGGAUAUAAACUGUUCCAAUAUUGACCCACUGAUCGUACCUUCAGUCGUCGGAGAAUUUGAGCUAUUAGUCAGUAGCAUCACCCAGUUAUCUAGCUCGGUGACAUCAGAAUGCAAGAAUGUAAAAUUGAAAGUUCGUCUACCCUACAUGAAAUCAGAAAUGAAAUAUUUUCACUGCCCAGUUUUACGCUGGCUUAGUCCGUCACGUCAUUGGAUUGAUAUCCCUUCUGUUGAUUACAUUUAUGAAGACGAAGAAGGAUGCAUUUUGCCUAUAUUGGAGGCUGAAAUAAAACAGCUUGGGGUAUUUGCCAUUGUAGCAGCAGCAAUUAAGGAACGUUUUGUGUUCAGCUAUGACGUGCAUGAGGUAUCUUCCGCUGUCGAUAGAGAAACGGUGCUCGCAGGAUCUUAUUGUCCAAGAUUUUAUACAACAGAAACACAAGCUGAAUUGAUGGUGAUACCAAUAGAAAGAUCAGUGAUUGAUGAUUCCAAGGCUUCUGACAUUGAGGAUUCAUCACUUUUGGUUGCGUCCAGUGCGUUGGUGAUUGUGGACCUUCUAAAUGAUCCCCCACAGCCCCUCACUCUCUAUAUUCUCUGUAGUAAACCGAAAUCAAGACCAUGGACAGCGUCUAUGACAUCCCGGAUAGGGACUGCAGAAUCUGGUUAUCUCUCUGGAUCAAGGAUUGUUUCCAGAGCCAAGUCAAGAGAAAACAUCAAACAUUUCUUGGAGUGUUGGUAUGAUUCUGACAACUACAUUGUAAGGAUAACUGAUGGAUGUUUGGGUGUCAAAAGCACACUCAUUCAGAAGAAAGACCUUACAAAAGACGACAAGGUUCGCGUUACUUUACACGAAAAACACAACAAGUAUUUGAUUGUCGAGAUGAGGAAAGAAGCAAGGCGUCCUGAUGUCAAUGCAGUAGUUGUCAACCUUCUCAAGACGCUGAGGGAACAUAGAGUUUAUAUAUGUGUAGCACAGCGGCGGGACAAUCCCAGCUACAUCAAAGUACUAUGUGAUCUCAAAAGCAAAGUCACAACAAGGAUGAUACAUCGUUUAGAGAGGGAUCAUUACAUCAAACGCACACUCAUUCUCGCUUCAGAAGGUGACGUAAUUAGCUUGAAUUUGCGCGGGAACAUAAAAACUGUACCCAACAGAAAACGAUUUUUUCGUCUGUAUGCCAUAAAUGGCUUUGUCAUGGAUUUUGAAAUUCAAGUUGUUGAUCAGUAUAGCCAACGAUCUUUACAGAAGUACUGUGGGUUUCUUCAAAUAUCUAUUUGUACGAGUAAAAGUUUCGAAGGUGAGCCAAUCUCUGGUUAUGAAGAACAGGUGAAAUGGAAACUAUUAACCGAGAUCCCCGUUACACUUCCAAAAGACAGCUCAUUGUACGACUAUGAUAAAGUAUUCAGAACAAGAUUAUGUCUGAAGUACAAAGGUCCGAUUACGAUAGAAUUUCUCCGAUCAUUUGCGAGGCUGAUUGGCAAAGAGUGGUACACUCUUGCUCGAGGUCUUCGACUAGAGCAUGUAAGAAUUCAAUCUAUUGUACAACAAAACAAGAGGAGUUCACUUGAAAGUCUCGUGUAUGACUUGCUUCUGACGUGGCUGAAAAGAUCAUACCAUUCAACCGAUAAGGCGGUCAUGUUGGCAAGCGCUUUAAGAAGAAGCGGAAGAUUCGACCUCGCACAAGAAAUAAACGAUUUGGACCGGACGUACAAAAAAGAUUAUUAUAAAGUCAUCAACGAUCAACGAUUGGAUAAAGCUAUUUACCUCACAAGCAGAAGUCACGCAGUCUUACGAUCAUGGAGGUAUUUGGGAUCCUUUCUCCAGUUUAGUCAAGAGGAGAUGAAUGAAAUAGAAAACACCGAGUCAAACGAAAUUCAGAAAUGUGAGAGACUGCUCAGACUAUGGAGAAGCAGGGAAAAACCUUACGGACCCCAGGCAUUAACGUCUAUUCUACGGAAAGCUGGUUUCUUGUACAUCGCAGACCACAUUGCCGUCGUUACCAGAUGGAGACCGAAAACCAGUAUAUAAAUGUUAGAAAGUCAAUUUGAUGUGAAAUUUUUUUUAUUGAUAAUUCUCUGCAUUUAUACGAACUAGUUAAACAAAUGCAAAACUUUUUUUUUGGAAAAUAUUCACUUAUUUUCUAUAUUCUGAAAAUGAUUUAAGAAAAUUAAUAGCGUACAACAUCUUUAUUUAUCAAUACAAAUGUUCACUUGCAAGAACCAUGAAAAUUAAAUUUUAGUAUCAAAUAUGAAUCCUUAUAUUUUUCUUGACAUUUGCCAUCAGUCUUUAAUAGGUAAUGGGCCAUCUUUUGUACUUGUACAUGCUUUUAAAAAUGAUGGAAAAUCACGUCAUCCUGUUUAUUUACAUCAUUACUAAGCUCUAGUUCAUAAUAGACCAAUGAUUAUUUAUUUACAUUACCUUGAAAACCACUACGACAAGGAACGU
This is a messenger RNA of Magallana angulata, 5141 nucleotides long. RefSeq lists its product as uncharacterized. Gene Ontology annotation, biological process: signal transduction. Bases 63 to 4724 code for a protein of 1553 amino acids. The transcript has 12 exons. Lineage: Eukaryota; Metazoa; Mollusca; Bivalvia; Ostreida; Ostreidae. The record is from RefSeq and is a predicted model, not a curated record. Gene Ontology annotation, molecular function: protein binding.